AUGAUUGACUCUAUACUUAACCAAAAGAAGAACACAAUUAUCUUGGAUCGCUUACUAAUUAAUGAUCCUGUAACGGGCAACAAACAUUUCACCAUUGACCCUAAUGAGAUUAAAGAACAAUUUGAAGUUUUGGACAUUUGUCCAAAAUCCUGUCCAAAAUCU
This is a messenger RNA of Funneliformis geosporum, 162 nucleotides long. The record is from the annotation of a GenBank genome assembly. NCBI's taxonomy places the organism in Eukaryota, Fungi, Glomeromycota, Glomeromycetes, Glomerales, Glomeraceae.